Messenger RNA from Poecile atricapillus (Black-capped chickadee), 3116 nucleotides. RefSeq names its product prickle-like protein 1. The record is from RefSeq and is a predicted model, not a curated record. The coding region runs from base 501 to 2996 and encodes 831 amino acids. NCBI's taxonomy places the organism in Eukaryota, Metazoa, Chordata, Aves, Passeriformes, Paridae. The transcript has 8 exons. Gene Ontology annotation, molecular function: zinc ion binding.
GUGAUGGACGGCUGUUCGCUGAGAUCCUCGGCUUCAGAUAGGGUUUAUUAUUUUUAUUAUAUUUUUAUCAUUCACGUGCAGAGACCUAGAACAAAUGUUUUCCCGUCCUGAACCGAGUCCUUCCCGUCCGGGUGCGCGGGGCGGCGGUGGCCGGGCCGGGUCAGCCCGGGGCUGCGCGUCCAGGGUGGGGUGGGAAAUCUAUUUCGGGCGUAAACACCAACAAAAGCACGGUCGUCGAACCGCGCGUCCGUCGUGUCCCGAGCGCGGAAUUUAUUGCUUCUACAGGCGCUCGGUCCCCUGGGUGGGCAGGCGGCCGGGACGGCGACCCUUCCUGCCUCGGGGGCGGUGGCAGGAGACGUUCCCCCUUCCCACGCUCCUUCCCCCGCCUUGGGCAGCACUUUGAACGAAGAUCGCCGGUGGGAGAGAUUCCUCCCGCCGCCUGACGGAGGAGCGAUCACUGCUUGAUGAGCUGCAGCUGAAAUAUUUGACACUUCACACUUAUGCCAUUGGAGAUGGAGCCCAAAGCCAAUAACCUCGUUUUUGGGUGUCAGCGAAGCUCAACCUCUGAUGAUGAUUCUGGCUGUGCCUUGGAGGAAUAUGCCUGGGUCCCCCCAGGCCUCAGACCAGAGCAGGUCCAGCUGUAUUUUGCCUGCUUGCCAGAGGAGAAGGUUCCUUAUGUUAACAGCCCUGGAGAGAAACAUCGGAUUAAACAACUUCUCUAUCAGCUGCCACCCCAUGAUAACGAGGUGAGAUACUGCCAGUCGUUAAGUGAAGAGGAAAAGAAGGAGCUGCAGAUGUUCAGUUCCCAGCGCAAAAAGGAGGCACUGGGACGAGGCACUAUUAAACUGCUCUCCAGAGCAGUGAUGCACGCCGUUUGUGAGCAGUGUGGUACAAAAGUAAACGGCGGUGAAGUUGCAGUUUUUGCCUCAAGAGCUGGUCCUGGUGUGUGCUGGCAUCCCUCCUGUUUUGUGUGCUUUACAUGCAAUGAGCUUCUUGUUGACCUUAUCUACUUCUACCAAGAUGGAAAAAUUCACUGUGGCAGGCACCACGCUGAACUUCUCAAGCCUCGAUGUUCAGCCUGCGAUGAGAUAAUUUUUGCUGAUGAGUGUACAGAGGCUGAAGGUCGCCACUGGCACAUGAAACACUUCUGCUGCCUCGAGUGUGAAACAAUCCUGGGUGGACAGAGGUACAUCAUGAAGGAUGGGCGGCCAUUCUGCUGUAACUGCUUUGAAUCUCUCUAUGCAGAAUACUGUGAGACCUGUGGGGAACACAUUGGUGUUGACCAUGCUCAGAUGACCUAUGAUGGACAGCACUGGCAUGCCACAGAAACUUGCUUUUCUUGUGCUCAGUGCAAGACCUCUUUGCUUGGCUGUCCUUUCCUUCCAAAGCAAGGGCAGAUUUACUGUUCAAAAACCUGCAGCCUGGGAGAGGAUGUUCAUGCCUCCGACUCUUCUGAUUCUGCGUUCCAGUCUGCUCGAUCCAGAGAUUCCAGGAGGAGUGUCCGCAUGGGAAAAAGCAGCCGGUCAGCCGACCAGUGUCGCCAGUCUCUCCUCCUGUCACCAGCCCUCAAUUACAAAUUUCCUGGCCUUUCAGACAACGCUGAUGAUACUCUUUCUCGUAAGCUGGAUGAUUUAAGCCUUUCAAGGGAAGAGGCAGGCUUUGUUAAUGAAGAUUUCUGGAAAGGAAGAGUAGAGCAAGAAAUGCCUGAAGACCCUGAAGAAUGGGCUGAACAUGAAGACUACAUGACUCAGCUUCUUCUGAAGUUUGGUGAUAAAACCCUCUUCCAGCAACCCACUGAAGCAGACAUUAGAUCAAGUGAACACUGGAUUUCUGAUAGCAUGGUCAAGAGCAAGUUUGACUUGGAAAAAAAUAAUCCAAGCCUAGCAAGUAAGAAGUAUCAGUCAGACAUGUACUGGGCCCAGUCACAAGAUGGUUUGGGAGACUCUGCAUAUGGCAGCCACCCAGGCCCUGCCAGCAGCAGGAAAAUCCAGGAGCUCGACAUGGAACAUGGGGCCUCAGGAUACAAACACGACCAAACAGCAUGGUAUGGAGGUUCACUCGAAUGUUUGUCUGACCUGAAACAGCAAGAACAAAGUGUUCGAGACUCAAUGGAUUCCUUGGCUCUGUCUAACAUAACAGGGGCUUCAAUGGAUGGAGAAGGCAAGCCACGGCCAUCUCUCUACUCUCUGCAAACUUUCCAAGAACUGGAGGUGGAGGACUGUGAGAAGAUGAGCAACAUGGGAACACUGAAUUCUUCAAUGCUCCAUCGGAGUACUGAGUCCUUGAAGAGUCUGAGCUCAGAGUUGUGUCAGGAAAAAGUGUUGCCAGAGGAAAAGCCAGUGCAUGUGCCUGUACUGAGACGAUCUAAAUCCCAGUCUAGACCACAACAAGUGAAGUUUUCAGAUGAUGUUAUUGACAAUGGAAGUUAUGAGAAUCUUGAAAUCCGUCAGCCUCCAAUGAGUGAAAGGACUCGUAGGCGUGUUUACCAUUUUGAAGAGCGUGGAAAUCGGCCUUCCCACCAUCGCAGAAGAAGUAGGAAGUCUCGUUCAGAUAAUGCACUUAAUUUGGCCACAGAGAGAAGAUGCUCUCCAAGAGAGAGAUUUCGUUAUUACUCCCCUCAGGAUCAUGAAAAAUUUAUUCAGAAUAGAAGCUCACGUGAGCUUCGGGCCUAUAUUCAAAAUGCGGAGCUGUACGGACAAUAUGCCCAUAGCAGGUCUGACUAUGCACUGCGGAAUCAGGUGGUUGAUAAGUUUUUUGGAUUGUAUGGUGAGGAAGAUGACUCCUGGUGUUCAACUUCAUCCUCAUCAUCAGAUUCUGAAGAGGAAGGAUAUUUUCUAGGACAGCCAAUUCCACAGCCACGGUCAUUGAGAUAUCCGUACUAUACAGAUGAUCUUUCUGGUCCAACUACUGCGUUAUCUAGUUCUCAGUUUGGACAAAGGACAACCAAAUCAAAGAAGAAGAGGGGACACAAAGGAAAGAAUUGUAUUAUAUCGUAAUUAAUUACUAAUAUUUCUUAAUUGGGAGGACCAGUCAAUUCUGUAGCUACAGUCUGAACCACAUCUUUUUUUAUUAAUAAUUGUACUUAGGCAAGUUGCUAAAGUUCAUAAUGCUUUGCC